CCUACGCGAUGGUGACUCUGGGCGCGGAGGGUGGCUAUGGGAGAGCCCUCAGAUCGCAGCAGCGUGAAGGCGGGGAGCGCAGCGGGCGGCGGGCGGGGACUUUCUCCUCGACCUCGGCACCCAGAGAAGCGGCUCAACCACCUGAACCCCGAAAACGCCAACAAGUAGUUUCUCCUUUGAGAAGGGCGGCUCAGCUGGCCGCAGAGACUCCGUCCGGCUGCAGGGAAAACCUCGUCCACUCGGAGACCCAAGAAGAUCCACUUUUCUCCCUGUCUCCUUAAGUCAUGUCUGAGCCACAGAGAUGGGCAAGAUCGAGAACAACGAGAGGGUAAUCCUCAAUGUCGGCGGUACCCGGCACGAAACCUACCGCAGCACCCUCAAGACCCUUCCCGGAACUCGCCUGGCCCUCCUUGCCUCCUCUGAACCUCAGGGCGACUGCCUGACCGCCGCGGGUGACAAGCUGCAGCCGCUGCCCCCUCCUCUCUCUCCGCCGCCGCGACCGCCUCCCUUGUCCCCUGUCCCCAGCAGCUGCUUCGAGGGCGGCGCGGGCAACUGCAGUUCCCACGGUGGCAACGGCAGCGACCACCCUGGGGGAGGCCGCGAAUUCUUCUUCGAUCGCCACCCAGGCGUCUUUGCCUAUGUGCUCAACUACUAUCGCACGGGCAAGUUGCACUGCCCCGCCGACGUGUGCGGGCCGCUCUUCGAGGAGGAGCUGGCCUUCUGGGGCAUCGACGAGACCGACGUGGAGCCCUGCUGCUGGAUGACCUACAGGCAGCACCGUGACGCGGAGGAGGCACUGGACAUCUUCGAGACGCCGGACCUCAUCGGGGGCGACCCUGGUGACGACGAGGACCUAGCGGCCAAGAGGCUGGGCAUCGAGGAUGCUGCGGGGCUGGGAGGACCCGAUGGCAAGUCUGGUCGCUGGAGGAGGCUGCAGCCCCGCAUGUGGGCCCUCUUUGAGGACCCCUAUUCAUCCAGAGCCGCCAGGUUUAUUGCUUUUGCUUCUUUAUUCUUCAUCUUGGUGUCCAUCACAACCUUUUGCCUGGAGACACACGAAGCUUUCAAUAUUGUUAAAAACAAGACAGAGCCAGUCAUCAAUGGCACAAGUGCUAUUCUCCAGUAUGAAAUCGAAACGGAUCCUGCCUUGACGUAUGUAGAAGGAGUGUGUGUGGUGUGGUUUACUUUCGAAUUUUUAGUCCGUAUUGUUUUUUCACCCAAUAAACUUGAAUUCGUCAAAAAUCUCCUGAACAUCAUUGACUUUGUGGCCAUCCUCCCCUUCUACUUGGAGGUUGGACUUAGCGGACUGUCCUCCAAAGCUGCUAAGGAUGUGCUUGGUUUCCUCAGGGUGGUUAGGUUUGUGAGGAUCCUGAGAAUCUUCAAGCUCACGCGCCAUUUUGUAGGUCUGAGGGUGCUUGGACACACUCUUCGUGCAAGUACCAAUGAAUUUUUGCUUCUGAUCAUUUUCCUGGCUCUAGGAGUUUUGAUAUUUGCUACAAUGAUCUACUAUGCUGAGAGAGUGGGAGCUCAGCCUAAUGACCCUUCAGCUAGUGAGCACACACAGUUCAAAAACAUACCCAUUGGUUUCUGGUGGGCUGUGGUGACCAUGACUACCUUAGGCUACGGGGAUAUGUACCCGCAAACAUGGUCAGGGAUGCUGGUGGGGGCCUUGUGUGCUCUGGCUGGAGUGCUGACAAUAGCCAUGCCUGUGCCUGUCAUUGUCAACAAUUUUGGAAUGUACUACUCCUUGGCAAUGGCAAAACAGAAACUUCCGAGAAAAAGAAAGAAACACAUCCCUCCUGCCCCUCUGGCAAGCUCACCUACGUUUUGCAAGACAGAGUUAAAUAUGGCUUGCAACAGUACCCAGAGUGAUUCAUGUCUGGGGAAAGAAAACCGACUUCUGGAACAUAACAGAUCAGUGUUAUCAGGUGACGACAGUACAGGAAGUGAGCCGCCAUUAUCACCUCCAGAAAGACUCCCCAUCAGACGCUCUAGUACCAGAGACAAAAACAGAAGAGGGGAAACGUGUUUCCUAUUGACGACAGGUGAUUACACGUGUGCUUCUGAUGGAGGGAUCAGGAAAGGAUAUGAAAAGUCCCGAAGCUUAAACAACAUAGCGGGCUUGGCAGGCAAUGCUCUGAGGCUCUCUCCAGUAACAUCACCCUACAACUCUCCUUGUCCUCUGAGGCGCUCUCGGUCUCCCAUCCCAUCUAUCUUGUAAACCAAACUGCAUCAACCGGCUAAAUUAUAUCAAUACAAGUACUGUUUACCCUGUAAUGGAAAUAAUUAAAUGUAGAGUUUCUCCAGGCUCCAUUAAUACAGUCUAAAUUCUGCAUGGUAUUACUAUUUGAAGUCAGAAAUGCUACUUGAGUAGCUAAAACAUCUUAUUCUGGCUUUAAAGAUGAUCUGAAGUAGUGCUACUACUCAGUAUGAAUUGCCCCCAAUUUCCUUUUGCAAUACAGUGACCAAUAGUGUCAGAUAUUGGCCAGUACACUAAUGCAUAACCAUAUCUUCAGGGAGAUAUACUUAAAUAGUGUGCUUCUAAAUGCCAACCACUCCACUGGACUUUCAUUUCUUGUGACUCCAAACCGUUCUGAAGAUGUCUGGGAUUCUAUCUAGAUUGCACACAACAUGACUUUGGUCAGUUCAUUUGCAUGGACCAUCUUGUCUGUAAUCACCUGAAUACAAUGUUGUAGAGUCCUGGGACUGGAUGGCUCAGGAUAUGUGCUCUUGCUUCAAACCAUCCUGCCAAUGUGAAAGCACUGGUCGCCUGUUCUGCAUGUUGAAUUGUGGGGCAGGGAGGGUGCCCUUCUCCUUGGUAUUUCCCUCCUAUUCUUUGAUAGAAAUAUUUGUUUUAAAUAGCUUAAUUUCUUGAUUGAUUAAUUUGUCUUUGAAAAUGCUGUAUUGGUGUUCUGAAUGUUUUUGGUUGUUUGUACACACAGAUAACUGCAAAGAGGUUGUCAUUACUGGUUACACGCAAGCCGAGGCCAGAUCUCUUACUUAAUGACUUGGGGAAGGCACAAAACAUGACAGAAAGGUAACUGCUAGCCAGGCUUGCAUUGUUUAGCCAGGAAUUGCUGCUUGGUAAUAGAGCCAUUUCCCCCGCUAUAAGUCCUACAAUUUGUCAUUAUUUUCAGAGAUAGAGCACUAAAUAUUACCCAAAGGUCUCGUGUGUUUUUAUUUAUGAUUUUGUGUGAACAUCAAAGGUUACUGGUGUUCAAUGGAGGAUUGCUUGUUUGUUUGUUUGUUUGUUUUGGAAUAGCCUUAAAAUUUGCAUCAAAGGACUAACCAGACUUUUCAUGCUGUGUUUAAUCAGGUGCUUUGUCCUAUGUCUUGUUUCUGUCUGUCUUAGCUCCCUGUCUUAACCGCAUACGCCACCUGUCUCCAUAGAGGGUAGACGUGCCCUGAUGGGCUCUUUAAACUUAGUACUGAUCUCCCUACCUCCUGCCCCCUGUCUUCUUUGCUACUUGGAGCAGCCUCUCUGCUUUGUAUAUACAUUAAUGAUGCUCUGUAGACUACCUAAAUUACUAGGCACUGUGAAUCUUUUUGGAUGAGCAGGACUGAAGCAGCAAUCUCACCAUAGGACUUGGUUGCCUACUGCAGUGUUGGUUUUUACUACCUAGCAACCAGCAUUCAUCACUACAUUCCAGCAAUCAUCCCUAGGGAGUCUUCUGCAGUCUGGAGGGAGGAUAGUCUGUUUACACAUCCCUACCAAAUGCCAUAGCAAUAGUGUGUCUGAUAUUUUGGGUGUGUGAGGGAAGAAAAAUGCCAUAAUAUAAUUGCAGCAUAGACAACACUACUUUUGAUGCAUUGAUCCUUAAGAUUGUUGAUGAAUUCUUAAUCCUCUUGUUUAUUUUUGAUAGGAAGACAAUUGUCAGUUUUGCUAUUGGCUAAAGAUAUGUGUUAUUCCCAAGCCAUAGAGCAUGAGCUGCAUGUCAGAGAUCGUGUACAACAAUGCAUUUACCCAGACGUAGCUAUCUGAGAUUUAGAGAUACUGUGAUUCUUUUGAUAACACCACACAUAGAAUGCUAUAACUACUCAGAGGUUUAUGGUAAAGAAUUAAUAUGCUGUCUGGUGCUGCUGUUAUUGACUGCAGUGUUGUACAGAAUUUAUCAUGGAUUUUUGACUGCUGAAAAAGGGGCAGUGAGAUUUAGCCAUACCAAGGAUUGUACUGGAAACUUCUGAUACCGAAUGUGCCCUGAUGUGACCAGUUUAUGCUCAGAAGAGGUCCCGCACCUUCGUGAGGCAUUGAAAGUUUGUAAAGGAAUGGAGGCUGGAAUUGAAAUGGUGCUUGCCAUGGAAAUAUUCUGCUUUUCGACUGACCAGUGUCCAGGAAAGAACUGUAAAUACCAACGUGUGCACGGGUCAAGCGCUCUGACAAUCUCAUAGCACAGGAAGCCAAGUUUGUGAUCAACAUCUUUGAAGCUUCAAGUAAUGCUCACGAGGCUUUGAACGGCUCCUCUCCGGCUCAUGGUGGUUUUGCUGAGAAUUACAGAAGCAGCGAAUCUGAUGUAGUAUAGGUCUGUUUUCGUUUCUCUUAUUUGUACAUUACGUGCUGGAUACACAAACACUGACUGCCUCAUUUUCUUGCAAACCACUUAUAUAUCAGCUUGUCAACUGUGUUGUAGACUUUUAGUAUCUCCACAUAAAAUCUAAUUCAUUUUUAGUCAUGUAUUCAUUUAGUUCUGGAAAAGUGUUACUAUCUACAAGAAAUUUACCAACAGUAUUCAUAGUUUAAGUCUUUUGUCAUUGUUACCUCAAUUAUAAAUAUUAAAAUAUAAAUUCUGGCAAUGAGAAUAUUUUUUUAUUAAAUGAUCAAGGAAAAUGUCAGUAUAUAGUAGAAUAUUAUCAAAUUAUAUCCUAAAAUGUCUAUUUUGCAUAAAAGAGAUAUUCUUCAAUCAAUUCCUUUUUUGUGAGCUUUGUGGCUAAUGAAGCGUGUAUUUGUCUUUAACACUGCUGUAGCUGAAACUGUAUAAGAGUUUUUCAUCUUGCUUAAUCAAUGUUUCCAGAAUUGACUAGUUGCCCUGGGAUUCUGAAUAUACUAUAUAACCUAAUUAUGAACUCCCUGUAUUGUGUACCUUUUGUGACAUCUCAAGGUGCAUGCCUGACCUUGGUGAUAAACCAAUGGACGUGUUACUAGCUUAAAUGAAGAAUAAAAGGCAAAUCAGCUGGGGAUAAACUUGAAUCCUAUCUGAUUAAAUUAUUCCUAUCA
Messenger RNA from Mesocricetus auratus (golden hamster), 5209 nucleotides. RefSeq names its product potassium voltage-gated channel subfamily C member 2 (gene Kcnc2). The record is from RefSeq and is a predicted model, not a curated record. Lineage: Eukaryota; Metazoa; Chordata; Mammalia; Rodentia; Cricetidae. The coding region runs from base 302 to 2218 and encodes 638 amino acids. Gene Ontology annotation, biological process: potassium ion transmembrane transport; protein homooligomerization. The transcript has 5 exons. Gene Ontology annotation, cellular component: axon; dendrite membrane; voltage-gated potassium channel complex. Gene Ontology annotation, molecular function: delayed rectifier potassium channel activity; protein binding.